Melospiza georgiana is the source of this 1299-nucleotide messenger RNA. It is a transcript of the gene NKX1-2, whose product is annotated as NK1 homeobox 2. Gene Ontology annotation, cellular component: nucleus. The coding region runs from base 1 to 1299 and encodes 432 amino acids. The record is from RefSeq and is a predicted model, not a curated record. NCBI's taxonomy places the organism in Eukaryota, Metazoa, Chordata, Aves, Passeriformes, Passerellidae. The transcript has 2 exons. Gene Ontology annotation, biological process: cell differentiation; regulation of transcription by RNA polymerase II. Gene Ontology annotation, molecular function: RNA polymerase II cis-regulatory region sequence-specific DNA binding; DNA-binding transcription factor activity, RNA polymerase II-specific.
AUGGCUGCGCUGCCCCCUCCUCUGCCCCCACCCCGCCGCCGGCCCCUCCGCCUCCCCGGCCGACCCUCCUCCCCGGCGCUCACUCCGCGCCGCCAGCGCCCAGCGUGCGGCUCCGGAGCGGCCCGGGCCGGCCCCGCGCUCCGCCGGCUCCGCGCUGGGAGCCAGCAGGUCUCCGGGCAGCGCGGAGGGUGGGGUGGGAUGCCGGAAUGCCCGGACCGCGGGGCCAAGGCGGCCCCCAUCCAUCAUAAAAUCUCCUUCUCCAUCUUAGACAUCCUGGAUCCCCAGAAAUUCAGCAGAAGACGCGAAGCGGCUUCGGGGAGCUGGGGCAGCGCCCCCCGCUCGGGCGAGCGGGAGAAAAGUUUGGGAAGAGUUGAAGUAGGAAAGGAUGCCGCUGCUCCCGGCAGCGGGAGGAAUAAACUAGAGGCACAUGGUAGGAACGCGCUCGCGUUUCUCCGGGGCGCGCAGGUGGAGGCGCCGGCACACGGGGACCCUCGGCCCGGCGGGACGCGCUCCCCACGCGGGGUCCCGCAGGAGCGAGGGAAGGGGGGCUGGAACUGCAUUUUAAGUCUCGAUGAUGCAAAGGGAGAAGUUCUGGAUAUCCGCGCGCCCUGCCCGGCUCCCGGCGUGCGGAGCAUCCUCUGCGGCCGGAGCAGGAGGGCGCACAUCAGGGCGCGCCGCCGCCACGCCCCGGCGCCGGACGGGCCGCGGCUCUUACCGAGGCACCGCACGGAUGCGCACGCCCCGGCGGAGAGCGGCGCCGAGGACGCGGGGCAGGAGCGCGACGAGGAGGAGCCGAGCGGGGACGGGAGCGGCACCGCGAGCCCGCCCGGGCCGGAGGAGCCGGGAUCGCCGCGGAGCGCCCGGCGGCGGCGGGCAGAGCCAGGCUGCGGGAAACCGCGGCGGGCGCGCACCGCCUUCACCUACGAGCAGCUGGUGGCCCUGGAGAACAAGUUCCGAGCCACGCGGUACCUGUCGGUGUGCGAGCGCCUCAGCCUGGCGCUGUCCCUCAGCCUCACCGAGACGCAGGUGAAGAUCUGGUUCCAGAACCGCCGCACCAAGUGGAAGAAACAGCACCCGGGCGCCGACGGGGCGGCCCCCGCAGCAUCCCCCGCGGCGGCGGCGAGCGGUGGCAGCCCCAGCCCGCCGGGCCCCGCCGCUCUGCCCUUCCAGACUUUCCCUUCCUACGCCGCCGCCAACGUGCUGGUGCCGCCGGCCGCCCCCUUCCCGCUGGGCGCCGGCCCCUUCGCCCCCUUCCUGGGCCCCGCGUACCUCGGCCCCUUCUACGCCCCGCACCUCUGA